Messenger RNA from Puntigrus tetrazona (Sumatra barb), 4983 nucleotides. It is a transcript of the gene ppm1ab, whose product is annotated as protein phosphatase, Mg2+/Mn2+ dependent, 1Ab. Gene Ontology annotation, biological process: positive regulation of canonical Wnt signaling pathway; protein dephosphorylation; positive regulation of canonical NF-kappaB signal transduction. The record is from RefSeq and is a predicted model, not a curated record. Gene Ontology annotation, molecular function: manganese ion binding; magnesium ion binding; protein serine/threonine phosphatase activity. Bases 385 to 1386 code for a protein of 333 amino acids. The transcript has 3 exons. Lineage: Eukaryota; Metazoa; Chordata; Actinopteri; Cypriniformes; Cyprinidae. Gene Ontology annotation, cellular component: cytosol; nucleus.
CCGGGUCCCAAACAAACCCAUCCGCGCGGAGAGAGAGAGGCGCUCUGAGUUCGAGGCUCCGGUAGCCCCCCCUCGGGAAAACAACGAACCGGAGCCAGAAAUGCCCCACCGCCCAGCUGCGGACCGCCUUAACGGGCUCAUGUGAUGCCUUUCAUAUGUUUAUAGUUUUUUUUUUAUUUUCGUUAAUCGAUAUCUGGCUGUUUUGGCGUUAGUUUGCGUGCUAAUAGGCUAGCCAUCGAUUGAUGGGUGUUGUGUGACCGCUGGUUUGUAGUGUUUGGUAUCCGGCCCAACAUACUGAUAUUAAGGCUCUUACUCGCGGCUUUGGUGCCUCGGUGUUUGUUCCUCCAGCGGAGACCGCGAAGAAGCUGGAGCAAAAUAAGAAGAAUGGGUGCGUUCUUAGACAAGCCAAAGAUGGAGAAGCACAAUGCUCACGGGGAGGGGAACGGCCUGCGCUAUGGACUCAGCAGCAUGCAGGGAUGGCGUGUGGAGAUGGAGGACGCACACACAGCUGUGAUGGGGCUGCCUUACGGCCUCGGCCUGUGGUCUUUCUUUGCCGUCUACGAUGGGCAUGCGGGCUCUCAGGUUGCUCGUUACUGCUGUGAGCAUCUGCUGGAGCACAUCACCAGCAACCCGGACUUCAGGGGAGGCUGCCCAGGGGGCGGGGACUCAAUUAACGCCGAGCCCUCCGUGGAGAGCGUGAAAUGCGGAAUCCGCACGGGCUUCCUGCAGAUCGACGAGCACAUGCGGGUCAUGUCCGAGCGCAAGCACGGGGCCGACCGCAGCGGUUCCACGGCGGUGGGUGUGAUGAUUUCCCCUCAUCAUUUUUAUUUCAUCAAUUGCGGCGACUCCAGAGCCUUGCUGAGCCGCAAGGGUCGCGUCCACUUCUUCACCCAGGACCACAAGCCCAGUAACCCCCUGGAAAAGGAGAGAAUCCAGAACGCGGGUGGUUCUGUAAUGAUCCAGAGGGUCAACGGCUCUCUCGCCGUCUCGCGUGCUCUCGGUGACUUCGACUAUAAGUGCGUGCAUGGGAAAGGCCCCACCGAGCAGCUGGUGUCCCCGGAGCCCGAAGUGUACGAGAUCGAACGCUCUGAGACUGAUGACGAAUUUGUGGUGCUGGCCUGCGAUGGCAUUUGGGAUGUCAUGGCCAACGAAGAACUGUGUGAUUUUGUGCGUUCCCGCUUGGAGGUGACGGAGGACCUGGAGAGAGUGUGUAAUGAGAUCGUGGACACAUGUUUGUACAAGGGUAGUCGAGACAACAUGAGUGUGGUGCUGGUAUGUUUUCCCGGUGCCCCAAAAGUCAACCCAGAAGCCGUGAAGCGAGAGGCGGAGUUAGAUAAGUACCUGCAGAACAGAGAGGGUGGAGCAUGUAAAAAGGCGAAUAAAUAAAAAAAAUAUGACAAUGACUAAGAGAGAGUUAUAGAACGUGAGCAUUCUUACUUAAUUAGGUGAGUUUCUUAGAUGGCAGUUCACACUUGCCAAUGAAGUAUACGUUACAGUUAACGUAAAGUUUCCAAUUAACGAAUCCCCAUAUUGGAGAGGAAAGACUCACUGGUACUGUAUUAGCACAGUUAGGACUAUUCAGGAUCAAUUUUAACCAGAGAGAAAUACAGUGUGAAUUUAUUUGAGCUUAUAUUGAUAAUUAGAGGCCUUUAUUUAUUGCCAAUAUUAAAAAGCACUUACACAAUUUAGAGGUAACCUUUAGCUUUACCAGAGGUUUUAUUGUAGUGUAUCCGAGAGUCCUACGCUCCAGCGCAAAUUACUUGGCGUAUUAUUAGCUACUAAGUGAUGGUGAGUAAGUGCAAUUGUAGAUUAGGAAAAAGGAACGAUGAAAACCCAACAUUUGGCUCUGCACUUUUUCAUUAAACGCUGCUAUACUUAAAGGCAUCUUCUAAUAAUAAGAGAGAGACCAAAUUUGAGAUCUCAGUUAGAAUAUAAUAUGUUUGUGUUCGAAGCAGAAUUAAUACAAAGUGUAGUUUUGCGUUCUGUUCGUGACGGUGCGUUCUUCAGAUAGUUGUAUUCAUCCACUUGUACAAGCAUGUGUUUAAGUCUGGCACCCGUUUCAUUUGCAUCUUUCUGAAAAGUCGUUCUAAAUGAGUGAAUGUCAGGCCUCCACUGCUGAUUACCUGAAAUUGUAGCUGACACUGCUGUACGUGGCCUGAUGGUGCAGUUUUGUGUCUACAGCAAUGGCCAUGAGCAUUUUAAUCUGCAUGAUUCCUGUUCUGUAAUGAGGAACAUUGUUGCCUUAGUCCUAAUUUACAGUGACUACCUUGAUUAGAAUCGAUAGGUUAGCACUUGGUGUCCGACCCCAACUGCUUGGAAGAGUAAAAUUAAAUCCAGUGGACACAUGGUACUGAAAGCAUGCACUGUACCGCUAGCACGAUAAGUUGUGUACACCUCCUGCAUGUACGCUACAUUAAGAAAAAAAAAAAACAGGGAUAGAUCUUAUUUAGAAUUAAGUUGGUCUGAUAGUUUUAUACUUUGUACAGUAUACAUUUGUAACCCACGAGGAACAGCUUCCGUGUGAACUGAACACAGUAUUGGAAAGAUCGCGUCGAUGUUUUACAAUCCUCUCUGAGUUGUUUACUACUUGUUGCCUCAAACUGACGCUUUGUCAAUCCUCUGGUUUGUCUGUGUAACUAUUAAUUCGUUUAGUUAGGAAAUCCUCGGUGCAUAGAGUGGGAUUCAGCCUACCUGCACGUUUUGGGAUGUAGAUGCUUGUUGGUACAAUGACUGAGCAUUUAUAGUACAGCGGUACACUGCUUUUGUGUCUGUAAAACCCAACAAGAUUUGGAGAUUCUGGAAGCUAAGUCUCAUUUAAUUGUGUAUUUGAACCCUUUAGACACCUCCAAAGGAAAAUUUACUUUCCCACCUUUCAUUUCAAACCCACGGAAACCCAUCCAUUAAAAACUUUGGAUCCCAUUAAUGUUGAAAAUAUUUAAAAUCGGCUAAUAUUUUAAUAUAUCGUCUUAUAAAUAAUAAUAAAAAAAACCCAUCAUUUUGAGGUUUGUAAUAAAUUGACACUUUUCAUUUUUGGGAGACAUUUUAAAUAAGGCACGAUGUAAUGCAAUCAGUCAGAAAACGGUUCCCACUGUUUCAGAAUGUGAAAGUCACCCAAUCACCCAAAAGUGAAAAUUACCCCAUGAUUUACUCGCCCUCGAGUUGUUUUACUCAAAUAAUCCAAAUAAUCAGCAAGUAAUCAAACAGUUGAAAUAAAGUAUCUGUCAAGAGUGUGUUAUUGUCCCCAUAAGGUGGGACAUUUAGUGUAAAUAGCCGCUGUCUAGUUAAAAUGUUUGGAUGAACUAUCUUUUUAAAUCUGGUCAAUUUUCGGUGUGGACAGGUCUACCAGUGCACCACAAGAAAAAAUAGUUUAGUGUCAGUUUAGUUGCGCCUUGUUACAGAAACUUAGUUUUGCCUGCAUUAGUAAAGCAUGGGGUUCUUUCUCUUUAGGUACAUUUUCCCUUACAACCAAAAGAUCCCACACGUUCUUCACGUCUUUGUAUUGCCAGGAGAAAUAUGUUAGCUUUAAGAUGUGUUUAACCGAAUGAAUAACAUAGUGUGCCUGCUCUAAGAGAGAACUCUUGAGAUUAAAAUGAUUGUAGGUCAUUCCUGUACCAUAUCAGUUUCGUUUCGCUUGGGUUUGUUGUUGUAUCUCCUCACUGUCUGACACGGCUCGAUAAUCCACUGUUUAUUAAAUUAGCCUUAAUUAUUUUCUUCCAUAAUAGCACAUCUGAGAUCUUGUACGCUUCGGUGAGACAUGUAACGUGUUUGUAGCCUGACAGGUUUUUCUGGGAGAGCCUUUAAUUGUGCCUACGAGUGAUUCUAUGGCCAGUUGUAGCAUUCAAAUGAACUUUCUAAGUCUUGUAAGGUGGUUUUGUUCGUUUUGUAACAUUAUUCUACUCGAGCGUCAUUUUAGCUUGUGCAUUCAGUAGCACAUUUGGCCCCUUACAGCAAGUGCCAUACGAGUGAUUUUAAACCAUUCACCUGAGAUUAUUGCUGCACAAAGCACAACCCAAACCCCUAAUGAGUCAAACGUGGGGUGGAAAUAUUGCCUUACAGAAAAAUAAAGCAGGCAUUAAAUGGGCCAUUUAAGUAUUGUAGGAGAUUUGCCUUGAUUUCGAACACUGUAGCACCAUCAAAUUGAGAUCUAAAGGGAAAGAAAAUGUCAACUGUAAGUCUGUCCUGUUCAUUGGAUUUCGAUCGAAGCAACCGACUGCUAAUAAAAAAGGCCUUUGUAACGCAUUGGAUAACUUCAAAAUGUAUCUUCUGGAGUGUUAAUCAAAAGGGCAAACGGAGCCCAUUUACUGUCAUUUACUUGCGCUGUGUUGUGCCGUUGGUCCCUGUGUGUCACUUCUGUCUUUACCUCUCAGGUCCAAACUGACAAGCAACAGAGGACACUAUUUAUUUGAAUUAUUUAUUGUCUUUAUGGUAUUUUACCUCUUUUGAAUGAAACUGUCCAUGCAUUCCAUUUUCUUUAGCCAAAUAAGCACUACUAAUGCAAUGAAAAGCUUCUAUUCUUUUCUUCUUGUAUUUAUUGUUAUACAUCCUCGUCACGAAUGGUCCAUGUGAACCGAAAGCUACGCGAGUUAAAACGCAUCAUGUCUUGGGUUCCUCUACACUAAGUAGUUUCUUCACAUGCUGUUCACGCUUGUUCACUAUUCUGUCAGAGUAGAUCGGUCCAAGGUUGACGAUAUGUAAGGGUUACAAUCUAUGAUCGGUCCUUUCUUAACCCAACAGACUGUUUGCGUCUGUGUUUGUUCAAUUUUACCUCUCAGAAGGUAACAGUUUUAUAAAGCUCAUUUUGGAAGAUUUUUCAACUACAAUUUCAUAGAAAAGUAUUUCAAUAUUAGAGGGUGAGCACCCAAUAUUUUCUUUCUUUAGUUUUUAUUUUUGUACAUUAGCACCCGGGUAUUAGCAAUGUAGACAAACUGUGAUCUUGUCAUUCUUGGCUGUCAAAUAUGAAUCAAAUAAAAUUAUUUACGGAAA